AGGUUCGAAACCUGCAUGGGCCAUCUGUUUUUUUUUAAACCUUUUUAUUUCAUUUCCUUUUCUCCUUAAUAUUACGGUUUUCUAUUUCUUUUUCCUCCACUGAGAUUUAUCGAAGGGUCCGUCAGUUGUUCAGAUUCGCGAUCGUCUUCUUCAAUCUCUUGGCAAUUCGAUUCGAAAAUGGUUUGCUUGGCGUGCCUGUUGCCUCUGUUUCUUAUUCCAGUCGUCAACGCCCUUCCUGUUCUAUUCUAUUUAAUUAUGGGCAAAAUUUAUGGACUUUUUGGCUGGGAAUAUAGAAAACCGCAGGUGGUACCGCCGGCUUGUCCCUAUCGCCCUGCUGCCAAACAAAAUAGCAAUGUGGAGUUGGAACCUCUAGCUGGUCAGCAACACCCACCUCCAAAACCGGUAGAUGCCAUGGAUGAUAAGCAAGACUGAGUCUGAAACUUUCUCUUGUACAUACCUGUCAGCAAGAUGGACAAAUAUUUGGGACUCUGGACUGGAAUCUGUGGAAGCCGUUGAUUUUAGGAAACUAUGAUUCCAAUCGGUCAGAAAAAAGAAAAAAAAAAAAAAAAACUUCAAACUUCAAACACUAAUACCAUCAAUACAGUUCAUUUUGUCAGUGCCUGCUUUCUGAAUAACACCAAUACAGACAUUGUAUGUAUACUUUCUGAAUAAUUUAGUUGGAUGGCUUGAAUA
Molecule: messenger RNA, 693 nt
Organism: Cucumis melo (muskmelon)
Lineage: Eukaryota; Viridiplantae; Streptophyta; Magnoliopsida; Cucurbitales; Cucurbitaceae
Exons: 4
Coding region: 178-432 (84 amino acids)
Source: RefSeq, a predicted model, not a curated record